Messenger RNA from Branchiostoma floridae (Florida lancelet), 2950 nucleotides. RefSeq names its product transient receptor potential cation channel subfamily M member-like 2. The record is from RefSeq and is a predicted model, not a curated record. The coding region runs from base 1 to 2259 and encodes 752 amino acids. Gene Ontology annotation, cellular component: membrane. Gene Ontology annotation, biological process: calcium ion transmembrane transport. NCBI's taxonomy places the organism in Eukaryota, Metazoa, Chordata, Leptocardii, Amphioxiformes, Branchiostomatidae. The transcript has 17 exons. Gene Ontology annotation, molecular function: ligand-gated calcium channel activity.
AUGUACCCUUCCGCCCUGACGGCCAGCAAGGUCCUGAAGUCCUUGGCCAAGGUCGCGGAUUCUGAGGAAGAGUUGGAUCUCAGUCUGGAUCUCAGCAACCAUGCCGAUGAAUUUGAGCAACUUGCCCGCGGGGUCAUCAACGAGUGCUACGGAUUGGACAAGAAGAAGUCACAUGACCUGCUGAUCCGUCGCCAGGAGAACUGGGGCGACACGACCUGCAUGGCGAUCGCCUCGUCCAGCCGACACCUCGACUUCAUGAGCCAUGCCGCCUGUCAAUCAAAACUCAACCUGGUGUGGAAGGGCAAGAUGGCGCUCUACACGUCAUGGUGGAAGGUAACACACCUGGACUUCAUGAGCCACGCUGCCUGUCAAUCAAAACUCAACCUCGUCUGGAAGGGCAAGAUGGCGCUGUACACCUCCUGGUGGAAGGUAACACACCUCGACUUCAUGAGCCACGCCGCCUGUCAAUCAAAACUCAACCUCAUCUGGAAGGGCAAGAUGGCGCUGUACACCUCCUGGUGGAAGUUGAUCCUCUCAACAUUCCUGCCCUUCAUGAUUUUCACCAUCAAGUUUGUGGAUCAGGAGGAGGACCAGGUUCAGGCGGAAGCUUCGUCUCCGAGCCCGGCCGUCUCGCCCCGCAAAACUCCCCGCUUCAAACCCCAGAGAUAUGUACACAGAGCGAAGCGACUCCUUAGUGUCUCCUGGCAGUUGGGGUCAAAGGGCAUCGGGCCGCUCCAGGCCAUCUACAACUUCCAUGUGGCUCCGGUUACCAAGUUCAUGUACACUGCAGCAUUCUACGUGGCGUUCCUGGUGAUCUUCAGCCUCUUCAUCCUGACGGACCUGUAUCCGCUGGAAGAGAAACCCAUUGGCAUCCUGGAGUGGCUCACCAUCGCUUGGCUGGCCAGUCUGCUGGUGGAGGAGGGCAGGCAGAUCUUUGCGGAACAUCCUCAAUCGCUGUGGCACAAACUCGAGAUCUGGUUCAGUGACUUCUGGAACAUGAUGGACUGUGGUCUCCUCCUGAUGUUCCUCCUAUCGCUGGUGCUGCACGUGACGGUGGCGGCCGGGCCGGGGUUCGAGGUCGUGAGGGUCAUGUACUGUAUCACCCUGGGGUUCUCCUUCGUGAGGCUGCCUCAGCUGUUCAUGGUGCACAAGGACAUCGGGCCCAAGGUCAUCAUGAUUCAGAAAAUGUUGGUGGACCUGGUGUUUUUCCUGGUGAUCCUGCUGGUGUUUAUCUUUGCGUACGGCGUGAUGCGGCACACCCUGAUCCACCCCAACAGCCAGACGGAGUGGUCUCUCCUGCUGAACGUGUCGCUCAUCCCCUACUGGCAGGUGUAUGGGGAGCUGUUUGUGGACGAAGUGGAGGGAACAACGCCCUCAGGCAACUGGCUGGUGUAUGUGCUGCAGGGUCUGUAUAUGCUGCUGACGAAUGUGCUGCUACUGAACCUGCUGAUCGCCAUGUUCAGCUUCACGUUUCAGAAGAUCCAGGAUAACUCGGAGCAGGUGUGGCGCUUCCACCGCUACGACCUCAUCUACGAGUUCUUCGACCGGCCGUGGGGCGCGCCGCCCGUCAUCAUCCUGGGGCACGUCUAUAGGCUCAUCCGUUGGGUGGCCAGGAGGUGCGCGGGGAAACCGCUGGAUACUUCUGACGACUUCAACCGUGCGUUCCCGCCUGACGAGGUAAGCAGACAGCAGGCGCUGGAGAAGGCAGGAGCAGAGAACUACCUGCUGAGGAACCUGCAACUGCAGAACGAGCACAUCGACACCAAGUUCCAAACCACCAGCGAGAGGAUACAGCAAGUCUUAGACACGUUGGAGGAACUGAUUGAAGUAAGGAGUCAAGAAAAUCGGGAGACCACCUUGGACCUCACUGUGCUUGACUCCUCUUUGACCACAUCAGGACUUGAGAAGGUUCUGGAUGACCUUGAGGACAUCAAGGAGAGUGUUCAGGCUAAGGAGGAGCUGGAGGCGUCUUACGUCUUUCCUCCUGCGGACGUGAUGGACUCAGGUCAACGUGCAAGGUCAGGGUCAAGACCGAGCUCUGCAACGGCCAGCACCAGCGGGGUUGCGGUUGACCUUCAGCACCGCAUGUCUAACCUUGAGGACCAGCUGGGCUCCAUUAAGGACCUUCUGGAGCACCUCCAGCCCAAACAGGCACCCGGGGGCGCCGCAGAGGACAGACCUGCGGUUGCUAGGAGACCAAAGUCCCUGGUGCCCCCAGAAUACAGUAGUGACUUCCCAGACCCCGAUGACAUCAUGUGACCCGACCUACGUCACAAGAAUGUACAACAUAAGAUGGAGACAGAAAUGAUAGACUCUGUGGUUACCUGAUGUAAAAUUUGAACAGAGAUUAUGAUAGUUUUGCCAGUUGUUGCCCAAUAUGUCAAAUGUAAGUCAAAGUGCUAUUACGUAAUAUGCAGAUCUUAUUAAGAUUAGAUGUUAGGGAUUUUAAUGAAUUAGAUGCUUAAGAUCUUUUAUAUCUUUUAAAAACAUUAGUACAUAUACGUAUAUGGCAAUGCAACAAAAUAAAGUCUGUUUUCGCACUGCUGCCUUAUGGCAUGACCAAUCACCAAGAACAGGCGGCACAAAGUUGGAAGAGACAUCUUUGUUGUGUCAACUAUUUUAUCCAGUGUCACAGAUGGGCAUUCAUGCUAAUAUAAAGUCUUUCAUGUAUAUAAUAUUCUAUAUGCAAUAUGUGCAAAAGGAUUUGUAACGAAUUGUAGUGAAUUAUGUAUCGGAAGAUGAUGAUACAUUGUAGCAGUUUAGAUGUUUUUAUAUCACGAUGAGCACCCACAGGUGUACAUUUAUGCGGAGAUAUCUUAAAGGUAUUUUAUUCAUAUGAUUGUAUAAGAAUUAUGUACACACAUUUUUUGUAACAAAUUGAAUGGUAACAAAAUUAGAAAUCUGAAAUGUAUCAAAAUCGGUAUGGCUCACGCUGGUCCGUUGCUUGGCU